Molecule: messenger RNA, 5179 nt
Organism: Myotis myotis
Lineage: Eukaryota; Metazoa; Chordata; Mammalia; Chiroptera; Vespertilionidae
Gene: PPTC7
Product: protein phosphatase targeting COQ7
Exons: 6
Coding region: 313-1239 (308 amino acids)
Source: RefSeq, a predicted model, not a curated record
GCGGUGCUCCCGGCGCGGCCCGGAACACGCUAGUGGAGCGGAAGAUGGCGGCGGCAGCGGUGGCUGCAGCCGGGACCCCAGUUGGGCUGAGGCGGAGGUGCCGCCGGCUUUGACCUCGCUCUGGCUCCCGUGCGCGCGGCGGGGCGUGUGCGAGGCUCCGCGAGACGGGCACGGGCGGCGGCAGUGACCGCGCGCCGCCCUGAGGAGCGCCCGAGCGGCGGCGCGGCUGCGGCUGAAGAGAGAACCGGCUCCGGGCCUCCGCGUCCUCCUGCUUCUCGGGCCCCCCGCCUCCUUGGGGGGGCGGCGGCGGCGAUGUUCUCGGUCCUCUCGUACGGGCGGCUGGUAGCCCGCGCCGUGCUCGGCGGCCUCUCGCAGACCGACCCCAGGGCCGGCGGCGGCGGCGGCGGCGGCAGCGGCGGCGACUACGGGCUGGUGACGGCCAGCUGCGGCUUUGGCAAGGACUUCCGUAAGGGCCUCCUCAAGAAGGGUGCGUGCUACGGGGACGACGCGUGCUUCGUGGCCCGGCACCGUUCAGCGGACGUACUUGGCGUUGCAGAUGGUGUAGGAGGAUGGAGAGACUAUGGAGUUGAUCCGUCUCAGUUCUCAGGGACUUUAAUGCGGACAUGUGAACGGUUAGUAAAAGAAGGACGGUUUGUCCCGAGUAAUCCCAUUGGAAUCCUCACCACAAGCUACUGUGAGUUGCUGCAAAAUAAAGUACCUUUACUUGGUAGCAGUACUGCCUGCAUCGUGGUGCUGGACAGAACUAGCCACCGGUUACACACAGCAAACCUGGGUGAUUCAGGCUUUCUGGUUGUCAGGGGUGGCGAAGUUGUGCACCGAUCAGAUGAGCAGCAGCAUUACUUCAACACUCCAUUCCAGCUCUCAAUUGCACCACCAGAAGCCGAAGGAGUCGUCUUGAGUGACAGCCCAGAUGUUGCUGAUAGCACAUCUUUUGAUGUCCAGUUAGGAGAUAUUAUCCUGACAGCGACAGAUGGACUCUUUGACAACAUGCCUGAUUAUAUGAUCCUGCAGGAGCUAAAAAAGUUAAAGAAUUCAAAUUAUGAGAGUAUACAACAGACGGCAAGAAGCAUUGCUGAGCAAGCUCAUGAGCUGGCCUAUGACCCAAAUUAUAUGUCACCUUUUGCACAGUUUGCAUGUGACAACGGACUGAAUGUGAGAGGUGGAAAGCCAGAUGACAUCACCGUCCUUCUUUCCAUAGUGGCUGAGUAUACAGACUGACACACCUAGGUGUCAAUUUCUGCCUUUCCUUCCAUCAUCCCAAAUUUUCCCCAGCCGUGUGUACUGAUCCUGCUGGCAGGACCACGUUUCUUUGCCACUGAUCUCAAUGGCCAGUGAUGUAUGCCUUUUUGCCUGUCUUUUUGAGACCCCAUUGAGAUCUUUGUUAAGAACCACUACUGUCAUUCACUAGCUCAUAUCUGCCAGCAACUUUGAAGAGAAUCAAGAUUUGAAGAUUGGCCUUCACUUCUCAUUGUCCUUUCCAUGAUGGGAUGGGAGGUUUUCAAAGCUAAAAUGGCUAUUACUUUUCAAAAAUGCUUGAAGUAUUGAAGAAAAUGAGUAAUGUUGGUAAAGUGAAUUCAAAAUUACAGUGUGUAAAAGUCUAACACAAAUUCUAUGUUAUGGUACAUCUCCUAGAAACAUAUAUUAUUCAUCAACAGAAAUGUAGAAAUGUUACACGUGUACUAUACAGUCUUUGUUAUGAUGAUUGGGUGUGGCUUUGUGUUUUCAUUAUAAACUCCUAUUUUUCAGGGGCUUAUAAUUCUGCUCUAAAACAUUGCUCUGAAUUAUGAAAUCUUGAUCCAGGAGCUUUUUUUCUUACAAAUUGGAAGAAAAUUUCAGUUUAAUUCUAUGGAUGCAAACGUUUCAUGUUUUUAAAAGAUGCUUAAUUGUGAUCCUGUGAUCAAAGUUUUGGCAGUUUAUUGAUUCAUCCAAGUCACAGGCUGGUGGCCUGAACUGCAGGAGGAGUAGGGAGACUCUUUACCAAAAUUUUAAUGGGAAUGUUACUCAAGAUUGUAGAACUCCUCAAAGCCAAGGAAUUUAAUGUUAUGGCUGAAAUCCUCCCAGCUGUCUGACAUGAUGCCCCUGUGUGGGAGCUCUAGGCCCAUCGGCCUAAUGGGUUGAGAAUGGACAGCUGUUAUUUUGGAUUUUGGGGGUCAUGCUACUCAUAGUCUCACUCAGACCCUUUAGUAGCCUUGCUUUCUUUAGAGCAGUGGUUCUCAACCUUCCUAACUCCGUGACUCUUUAAUACAGUUCCUCAUGUUGUGGUGACCCCCGACCAUAAAAUUAUUUUUGUUGCUACUUCAUAACUGUAAUUUUGCUACUGUUAUGAAUCGUAAUGUAAAUAUCUGAUAUGCUAUAUGUGUUUUCCGAUGGUCGCGACCCACAGGUUGAGAACCGCUGCUAUAGAGCAUGCACCAAAUUCAGGGGGUCCAUGUGGAAGGAGCACUGUGGGCAGUAGCAGCAGUACAAGAGUCCAUGAGGAAAACUAGAGAUGAUCUGACACUUGCAUUUGCCCUACACAGAAAUUUAGGGGUUUCUGAAUCAAGCUUAAUGUUUACAGUUUCCAAAUAGCCAUCUUGCAGUGUAUAGUUUCCUUAUAAAACUAUCCCACAUUCAGUUUUCCCAUUAUCUGCAAGUUCAAACUUAUUUUUAAGGUUUGUGUAUAAGUCAACUGCUGUAAAGAUAUAUAUUUUUGGGUCAGUCUUUUUUCUUCAUUAACUUGGUGGUAGAAAAAUAUAGUUAGCAAUCCUUAAAUUAAAGCCAUGUUUUAUAUAUAAGUCAGGUAACAUUGGUGUAUAGAUGAGAAUGCAAUUAAACCUGAUGAGAAUCUACUUGAGGAGAAUAUAGAAAGUCUCUUUCUCUAAAGGAGAUACAUACUUCCUGGUUUAUUGCAUUAAAAUUUAUGUUUGAGGUUACCUCAACUUGUUUUAAAAGAUUUUGUUUUUGUGAAUUUGUACUGUAUAUUUGAGUAACUGUCAAGCUUUUGUUUUAUUUAAAAUGGUUUAACAUGUACCAUGUACAUGUCAUUACUAUAUUUCAAUGCAUCAUGCUUGUAACAGGCAUUUCAUUUAUAAUAAGAAUGAGUUAUUCAUUUGUAAGCCGUUCAGUAAUUUAUCUACUAUUCCUAAAUUGGCAUAAUGUUAGAUAUCUAUUUUGAAUCACCUUUAAUUACAUGUCAGAAUGCCUUAACUACCCUAACUUGACAAAACAGUUCUUUGGUAGAUGAGAUGGGGGGUGGAGGGAGACUGUUUAAGUAAUGAGAACCCAUUGUGCUGUGAUAAAACACAGAAGCCAGAGUGGCAAGUGGCAGGGUAUUUAUUUUGCACAAACUAUUUGCAGUCUCUGUGUAUUUUAAAAAGUAAAGAAAGUUGCAUCCAGAAGGGUUUUGUUGCAAGAAGUACAUUUAUACUUGGGCUGAUGACAUUAGUUCUUUUAUUGGAUUUCUAAUUAUUUCUGGUCAGAGGUACAUAGCCUAUGAUCUGGAUAUAUUUUGCAUUAAUUUUCCAAUGCCUAGACUUGAUUCCUGGUAGAGCAGUGCUGAUUAAGUCACUGGCUUUGCUCUCAUUUAACCCAUCAAACACAAUCUUUGUAAAGUUAGAUUGGUGGUGUUUUAAUACAACUUAUUUUAUCAACUUAUCUUUCUUGAGAAAUUAUUGUUAGAAAUUUACAAUAUGUUUGUUCCAGUGAUGUUGAAUUUAAUGGGACAAGAAUCGAGUUUCACCGUGGAACUAACUUUUGGACCUGGCCUGUAAAUUUAGUAAUACAAAAUAUUUUCUCUUUUCCCUGUCCUUUUUGUGUUAUGCACUUAAUUUUUUGGCUGCCAGUGGUCAGUUGGAGUGCUGCUUAUCAAGUAACUCUCCUUCCAUUCUCGGUGGUUAGAGGCUGUUGGACCCAUGCUGGAAUUUUCCAGUCACAGGACCCAAGUCUCUGUGGGGUAUGACUGAAAUAUGCCACUUGGUGGGUCUGAUUCUGAACUUGAUGUGUGUGUUAAUUGUAUUUUAAAUCAAGCAGUAUAAAAAAGACACACACACACAUUUGCCUCAUGUAAUGGACUUUUAUAACAAAAGAGAAUUUGGAUUUCUAAUUUACAAAAGGCAAAUUAUCUCUCUCUGGAUGCACCAAAGACCAGUAAAGUUUAUAGCUUUUCCAUCUAUAUUUAUAAAGCAAUACUGUAUUAUAAAAAAUCAAUAUUUUUAUCACAUGCUUGAAAUUUUUAUUUUGUUCUGUUUUAAAAAGUGCACUCUAAACAUAUCAGAACCUUAUUUCUUCCUGUGAACUUAAGCUGCCUGCGCACAAAAAAUAUUUACUGAACGGAUGUGCAGUAGAGCCCUAGGCUCUUAAAAAGUGAAAGAAGGAAUGAAGGGGAAAACAAGUUAUUUGUCCUAAAUUACUGUACUGGCUUGACAUGGUCGAUGGGUACUAAAUCACAAAAGAAUCCAUUCCAGGUGUGUAUGUCUGGGGGUUGGGCUGUAUCUAGAUUAGCAACUAGAUUUCAAGCUUUGCAUGAUGGGAGUGUCUCUCCUAUCAGCUACAUUUGUUUUGGAUAGAACAGUAGCCUUCAGUACCACCUUCAGUACCACCAUCCUACCACAUCAAGUAACAAGGCAGGAAUUGUGGGAAUUUACUGAGUCCGUUUUUGAGAGUUUUGGAGAUUGUAAACAAGAUUGACUAGAACUAUAAGUGUUUGUACUUUGGAAUAAAUUCUUGGUUCCUUGUCACCUUAUACCAGCUAUCUUUGGUAGAAGCUACAGCAUCAAAUUUCCCUGGAAACAAUCACAUUUUUGCAUUUAACAAAUUUUACAAUAUCAAACAAAAAAACGAAAUCUGCUUAUAAAACUGAAAAUAUGAAACAAAACAUUUGAAUUUUAUUCAUUAAAAAAUAUUUGUAAAAUUGAACUUCUCAACUAAAAAUUGGCAGUGUCAAUGUCAAAAUUUUAACGGUUAGCAGGUAGUUUGUGGCAAAGAUGGCUAAAUAAUGAAGCAAGUUUGAAUUUAUAUAUACUAAUGAGCUGCUUUUUUCUGUUGAGACUAUCAUUAUUUGUCUUACCCAAAAGGCAAUGACCUGAAUUGGAUGUCUGAAAUAUAACUUAUGCAGGAAUAGUUCUGUAAAUACAUUUAAAUAAACUGUAAAGAUAUUUAAUAAAUAUAGUAUUUAUACUAA